This is a messenger RNA of Cordyceps militaris CM01, 315 nucleotides long. RefSeq lists its product as uncharacterized. NCBI's taxonomy places the organism in Eukaryota, Fungi, Ascomycota, Sordariomycetes, Hypocreales, Cordycipitaceae. The transcript is spliced from 3 exons. The record is from RefSeq and is a predicted model, not a curated record. Bases 1 to 315 code for a protein of 104 amino acids.
AUGGCUGCCUCAAGCAAGAGUAACCAAGACGUACCCGACAUCCCGGCAGGCGAUGACCAGCCAAAUGGUAGUAAUGAAGCGGACGGCGCAAGCGGCCAGGACGCAGCACUGACUGCGUCGUUUUCCUCGAUGGAUGUGUCGGACGGACGGGGCGAAUCAUACGAGCACCUCAUGGCUGAGGAGAAAGAGCUGCGUCGCACCGCGACGGAGAACUACGCCGACGGCGGCGUCUCGGGGAGCUUCUUCCGGCGCCGCGAUUUGAAUCCCUAUACCAACGAGGUGAUGUUUUCGCUCGCAGUCGAAAAGAAGGGUUGA